GUUUGGGUUCCCCCGGUCGCGGCGUGUCACGUGGGCUGUGGGCUGGUUCCCAGGGCACGUGCUGAGCUGUUGGGUCUUGGCGGGUUGUCCCGGACUGCGCUCUGUGGCUUUCCCGCUGGCGGUGGGGCUCGGAUCGUUCUUCGCGCGCUCUCCAGGAACUCAGCGAUCCACCUGCCUCUGCCUCCCGAGUGCUGAGAUUAAAGGCCUGUGCCAUCACACCACCCUAUCCCGUUUCGGAAAGGCCGGAGGUCCAGGUGUGUAAGGCCAGGUCCCGCUACCAAGUGAGUUGGAGGCCAUCCUGGACCGCAGACUGAGACCUUCUCACAAGAACCCAUCCGCCUGAUACUAGGAACCACUGCAGCAGCCGACAUGGAUAUCACCCUGUGGUCGUCUCACGAGAAGAUGUUGACACAACCCCUCAAGGACAGUGAUGCCGAGGUUUACAACAUUAUUAAAAAAGAGAGCAACCGGCAGAGGGUUGGAUUGGAGCUGAUUGCCUCGGAGAAUUUCGCCAGCAGAGCUGUGUUGGAGGCCCUGGGAUCUUGCUUAAAUAACAAAUACUCUGAGGGGUAUCCAGGCCAAAGGUAUUACGGUGGGACCGAGUUCAUUGAUGAGCUAGAGACACUGUGUCAGAAGCGUGCUUUGCAGGCCUAUCAUCUGGAUCCUCAGUGCUGGGGAGUCAAUGUCCAGCCUUAUUCAGGCUCCCCUGCAAACUUCGCUGUGUAUACUGCCCUGGUAGAGCCCCAUGGGCGAAUCAUGGGCUUGGACCUGCCAGAUGGAGGUCAUUUGACUCAUGGCUUCAUGACAGACAAGAAGAAGAUCUCUGCUACAUCUAUCUUCUUUGAAUCUAUGCCUUAUAAGGUACACCCAGACACUGGCUACAUCAACUAUGACCAGCUGGAGGAGAAUGCCAGCCUCUUUCACCCGAAGCUAAUCAUCGCAGGGACCAGCUGCUACUCUCGGAACCUGGACUAUGCGCGUCUGCGGAAGAUUGCUGAUGACAAUGGGGCGUAUCUCAUGGCAGACAUGGCACACAUCAGUGGGCUGGUGGCAGCUGGCGUGGUACCCUCUCCUUUUGAACACUGCCAUGUUGUGACCACCACAACGCACAAAACCCUGAGAGGCUGCCGUGCUGGUAUGAUAUUCUACAGAAAGGGUGUACGCAGUGUGGAUCCCAAGACUGGCAAAGAGAUUCAUUAUGAACUGGAGUCACUCAUCAAUUCUGCUGUGUUCCCAGGCCUCCAGGGGGGGCCCCACAACCAUGCCAUUGCUGGUGUUGCUGUGGCCCUGAAGCAAGCCAUGACCACAGAAUUCAAAAUCUACCAGCUCCAAGUGGUGGCCAACUGCAGGGCUCUGUCUGAGGCCCUCACAGACCUAGGCUACAAAAUAGUCACAGGUGGUUCUGAUAAUCAUUUGAUCCUAGUGGAUCUCCGUUCUAAGGGUACCGAUGGUGGAAGGGCUGAGAAGGUACUAGAAGCCUGUUCUAUUGCAUGCAACAAGAAUACCUGCCCAGGUGACAAGAGCGCAUUACGGCCCAGUGGACUGCGACUGGGGACCCCAGCAUUGACAUCCCGUGGACUUUUGGAGGAAGACUUCCAGAAAGUUGCACACUUUAUCCACAGAGGGAUAGAGCUGACUCUGAAGAUUCAGAGCGACAUGCCCGGGAGGGCCACACUGAAAGAGUUCAAGGAGAAGCUGGCGGGAGAUGAGAAGUACCAGAGUGCUCUGAGGACUCUCCGGGAAGACGUGGAGAGUUUUGCUUCCAACUUCUUACUCCCUGGCUUGCCCGACUUCUGAGGGUAGGACUGUUCUGGGACCCUCUGAACCCUGUGCUCCCUCAGGACCACCAAGCUGCCCUGUAGGCCACUGAGCCUGUACUGCGCUUUGGAGGGUGUUUCUGACAGGCUGUUCUUAUUUCAGAGAUCUGGGACAGGUUUUCAAGGACUAUAAAUUUGAGACUUUCUUCUCUACAGCCGUAUAUAAUUAAUUAUUCUGGAAAAAGUACUGUGGAGUCAUUUGAUCUCACUUAUUGAUUGCAGUAUGAGGCAGAGCUAUUAAAGAUUCCAGAAUUCUCCUUUCUCCUUUCUCAGUGGCCCUGUGGCAGGUAAGGAAAUGUUCAGGUUCACCCUCAUGUUUUCUCUUCUUCCUGUUCUGUUGCCCAGUAGAAUGGAGAGGAGCACUGAGUUUUCUCCUCUGAACUUGAGACUAUAAACUAGACAGUUGUAAGCAAGAGUUAGGAUCAGGCGCUGGAAAGAUGGCUCAGCACUGGCUGCUCUUUCCAAGGACCCUGGUUUGACCCCCAGUACCCACACGAUGGAUCACAAUCACCUGUAACUCCAGUUCCAACACCUUCUGGCUUCUGAGGGCACCAGGUAAACAUGAGCUGCAGACAUAAAUAUAGGCAAAAUAGCAAUACACAUAACAUUUUACCGGCGGCAGUUUGAAUGACCUUAUAGAAAGGCUGUGGUGUCGCUGACAUUUAGAGGGAAGGCACAUGCUGAGUAUGUAUUCAUGCCUAGGACACAAACUUUAGAACUGGUUGUCCCUAUAGAUGAGAAAAUCCAUUUCUGGUUUGAGAAUCAGCAGAGGCCAAAGGCUUUGUGUUAUAUUAGCUGCUUGUAAUUAGGAACCCAAAUGCCACCUUCCCAAAGAGUCUUUAUUUUUCACAUGGCUAAAUUGCAAACCAAUUUAAUACACACAAAUUUUUAUCCACAGAAUGUCUACAAGAAUUAUAGCUUUAAAAAAUACAACCAAUUUUUAUAUUUUAAAAAUAUCUGAACUCAAAUAAAUUAAUAUUUUUAAAAGUA
This is a messenger RNA of Arvicola amphibius (Eurasian water vole), 2807 nucleotides long. RefSeq names its product serine hydroxymethyltransferase 1 (gene Shmt1). The coding region runs from base 370 to 1797 and encodes 475 amino acids. Gene Ontology annotation, biological process: folic acid metabolic process; tetrahydrofolate interconversion; cellular response to leukemia inhibitory factor. Gene Ontology annotation, molecular function: mRNA 5'-UTR binding; mRNA regulatory element binding translation repressor activity; cobalt ion binding. The transcript is spliced from 12 exons. NCBI's taxonomy places the organism in Eukaryota, Metazoa, Chordata, Mammalia, Rodentia, Cricetidae. The record is from RefSeq and is a predicted model, not a curated record. Gene Ontology annotation, cellular component: nucleus; cytoplasm; cytosol.